CGCAAGGCCCGAAGCUAUGCUGGUAAGCAACACUCGAAAAAUAAUAACGGAAAUUGGCAAAAGCUCUCUUCCCUAUCUGAGGCGACACAGUCAGCCUUUGUAACCCUCGAAAGUCCACCACUACUUAAAUCACUGGUUACUUCAGUGCGACGUAGCUGUCUCACAAGCUGGCUUCGCGAUAACAGAAAUUUCAAGGCCCUCUUAAGAGGGCUGAGGGGACUACAGCUUGGGCUGAGCAAAGAUGUCUACGACUUUGGGGUCUUUCAUAGCUGGUGGAAUUGCUGCUUGCGGAGCUGUAAGUGUAACCCAUCCAGCAGAGACUGUAAAGAUCCGCAUGCAACUGCAAGGUGAACUCCAAGAAAAAGGACUACAACCACGACUGUACAGAGGAACAUUACACGGUCUCACAACCAUUGUCAAAAAUGAGGGAAUCGGAGGACUCUAUCGAGGAAUCGGAGCUGCGUAUAUAUACCAGAUGAUCCUCAACGGCUGCAGAUUAGGAUUCUACGAACCGAUACGGCAGACGCUCACAGGCGCCAUAUACACAGAUGCAAAGACACAGAGCUUGGGCAUAAAUGUCUUUGCGGGAGCUACGUCGGGAAUACUGGGAGCUGCUGCUGGAAGUCCUUUCUUCUUAGUGAAGACGAGGCUACAGAGUUUCUCUCCGUUCGCCCCAGUAGGGACACAGCAUCAGUAUAAGAAUGCUGUGGAUGGGAUGCGACAAAUCUACAAGGCUGAGGGAACGACUGGAUUGUACAGAGGAGUGGGCGCUGCUAUGGUGCGGACGGGAUUUGGUAGCUCGGUUCAACUGCCAACAUAUUUCUUUGCGAAGCGGCGACUGGUGAGGCAUCUUGGAAUGGAGGAAGGACCCGCGCUACACUUGGCAAGCAGUACUGCCAGUGGUUUCGUGGUAUGCUGUGUGAUGCAUCCUCCAGAUACCAUUAUGUCUCGCAUGUAUAACCAAGAUGGGAACCUUUACAAAGGUAUAUUUGACUGUCUGGCAAAGACAGUGAAGACCGAGGGUAUCCUGGCUAUUUACAAAGGAUUCUUGCCUCAUCUGGCAAGAAUCUUGCCCCAUACCAUUCUGACUCUCAGCUUGGCGGAACAAACCAACAAGCUGAUGCGAAAAUUCGAGGACAAAGUCCUCCCAGCCUCGGUCAAGGACAAUAUCUGAUCUAAAGCUAGAUAAUCCUGACUUAUGAGCCGCUGAUCUAACAUCACCUGUAUAUAUGCCAUAUUGCAUGAUGAGAGGAGUCCUGGAAGGCCGUGCAGAGCCUGGUAUGCCGAUUUGUGGCUGGUAAAAGUUACCCUUCAGCCGUUGAUAGAUCUGGAGCAUCCAUAACAUAGAACACUAUCUUGG
Mollisia scopiformis is the source of this 1360-nucleotide messenger RNA. Its product is annotated as mitochondrial oxaloacetate transport protein-like protein. The transcript has 5 exons. NCBI's taxonomy places the organism in Eukaryota, Fungi, Ascomycota, Leotiomycetes, Helotiales, Mollisiaceae. The coding region runs from base 242 to 1174 and encodes 310 amino acids. The record is from RefSeq and is a predicted model, not a curated record.